CCUAAAUAACAUCCAUUUUCGGACCUUCCGAGAAUAUUUUGCAGAAAGAGAAAGACAAUGGCGUGGAUGGCUUCUGGUCUAGCAAGGUCGUUUAACAUGCCGGCGAUAGACAUCGGUGUACUCCGCCACCGUGCUCCGAUCAUCGCAGGUAUAGGUUGCGCCUCCGCUGCCGGCACUAGCUUCUGGCGUUCUUCUCUAACUUCCUUCUCCAACCGGUCAACUCCAUUCGCUUGCCUCGGCAUUUCUACUGCCACUAGUAUUAAGGAAGCUGUUAAAACAGACAAGGCUCCAGCAGCACUUGGUCCUUAUUCUCAAGCCAUUAAAGCCAAUAAUACACUUUUUGUUUCUGGUGUUCUUGGUCUUAUUCCCGAGACAGGGAAGUUUGUUUCAGACAGUGUAGAAGAACAAACAGAGCAGAUUCUCAAGAAUAUGGGGGAGAUUUUGAAAGCUAGUGGAGCUAGUUAUUCCUCAGUGGUUAAAACCACAAUCAUGUUGGCUGAUCUGAAGGACUUCAAGAAAGUUAAUGAAAUUUAUGCUAAAUAUUUUCCUGCUCCAGCUCCAGCUAGAUCAACAUAUCAGGUUGCGGCAUUACCACUUGAUGCCAGGAUUGAAAUCGAAUGCAUAGCUGCACUUUAGUAUUUUUAACAUUUUAUGUAAUUUUAAUAAGGAAAUUUAUGUAUUAAAAUGUAUGAAAGAAUGUUUUCAAGAUUCUGAGUUUAAUUAAGUUUGGGUUUUAAUC
Molecule: messenger RNA, 739 nt
Organism: Lactuca sativa (garden lettuce)
Lineage: Eukaryota; Viridiplantae; Streptophyta; Magnoliopsida; Asterales; Asteraceae
Product: endoribonuclease L-PSP family protein
Cellular component (GO): cytosol; mitochondrion
Molecular function (GO): deaminase activity
Source: RefSeq, a predicted model, not a curated record